This is a messenger RNA of Dentiscutata erythropus, 1002 nucleotides long. The record is from the annotation of a GenBank genome assembly. Lineage: Eukaryota; Fungi; Glomeromycota; Glomeromycetes; Diversisporales; Gigasporaceae.
AUGCCAAUUAUUAAAGUAGCUUACCAAUCGACUGUGCGUCGUUUUUCUAUUGCUGAAACAACAACUUGGACUGAACUUGAAUCCAACCUUCGUACUUUGUUUUCCUUACCACCUACUUUACCUUUUUCUCUCUCAUAUACUGAUGAAGAUGGCGAUGUAAUCACUUUAUCAACUGAUUUGGAAAUUCAAGAUAUUUUAUCCAAUCAUCAUUCCAAUACUCCUUUAAGAUUCACUAUCAUUCCUCGCUCUACUCAAGACCCUCAACAAUCUCAACAAUUUAAUAAUGCCAAUAUUACUUUCCAAGCUCCUCCCGCUGAGCCAUUAUCUCGCCACGUAACGGUGACAGAUGAAUCUGAAGAACAAAUUUUUACUCCAAGCAUUCCUUCUAUCUCAAAAGGUAAGCAAAGAGCCGCUGAGGAAGACACUCCCUGCGAACCUAGUUCAACAGAUCAGCAAAAAUCGAAUGAAGAAGAAACCAGAGCUCCCUUCAUUGAUUUAGCUCAACGAUUUCAAAAUUUACUUGAACAGGUACGACCUGCAUUGGAUAAAAAUCCUCAACUCGUUGAACAAGCAAAUACUAUUAUGGAUCAAAUUUUACGAAAUAUUCCUGUCGAUAUUGAUAUGUGGGAUCAAUGGUUUAAAUCUCAUUUUAAUGAAUUUCAACAACAUCAAAAUUCUAACAAUUCACGUCAGUUUCCUUCAGUUUUUUCACAAAAUAUUGAACCAUGGCUACGAAGAGUAGGUCAAGAUGUUUUAAAUGCUUCUAAUUGUCCUUUUGUUGGACAAAGGCAACAAAAUGAUCAAAAACUUGAUGAUGAAACGUUAGAUGAAAAGUUAAAAAUUCUUCAUUCAAUGGGAUUCUGGGAAGAUGAUGUAAAAAAUAUUGAACUUUUAGAAAAAUAUUCAGGAAAUAUUGAUAAAGUAGUUGAAGUCUUAAUUACGAUACAAAACGAGAGAAUUGCAAAAGAGGAAUUAAAUCUUCAACCUUCCACAGAUGCAUAA